This is a messenger RNA of Ectocarpus siliculosus, 1769 nucleotides long. Lineage: Eukaryota; Phaeophyceae; Ectocarpales; Ectocarpaceae. The record is from the annotation of a GenBank genome assembly.
UCGCCGGAAGCUCGCCGCGCCCUCUCCCAGUUCUCAACUUAACUUCCUUGGGGUGUUCGGGUUCUUGCGUUGGAAACCAUCGUUGGCUUCCUUAGUCUGUGGUUGCAGCAGCUGUCAGCAGAGAAUAUUCAUGACGUCCGUACGACGGGUUUCUUCGCUCUUGGCGCUGGGAGUGGCGCUCUUCGCUGCUGGAGGUGCCGAUGCUUUCACCACGACAUCUGGCCGUGUGGGUGUAACCACCAAUGCCCGACGGCUCGAGCGGGCAGCAGCAGCAAGCACGCCCUCCUCGGUUCGGGGCAAGCGACGGAUCACCCCGACAGCCGUUUCCGCACAGCCAACGGAGAAGGCGGUAGAUGCCGGCAAAGAUACCACGGACCCUUUGCUGCUGCGUGCGGCUCGCGGAGAGAAAGUGGAGCGAGUGCCGGUGUGGAUGAUGCGGCAGGCGGGCAGGCACAUCAAGGAGUAUCGGGAUCUCGUCCAAAAGCACCCUACCUUUAGGGAGAGGUCGGAGACCCCAGAAUUGUCAACUGAGAUCUCUCUACAGCCUUGGAGGAACUACAAGACUGACGGCGUUAUCCUCUUCUCCGACAUCCUCACACCUCUCCCGGGUAUGGGCAUCGAUUUCACCAUCGAGGAGAAGGCGGGGCCGAAGAUUCCUCCCAUGCGAACAUGGGAUUCGAUGAAGAAGAUGCACCCCAUCGACCCGGAGAAGGCGUGCCCCUUCGUGGGACAGACUCUCAACGAGCUGAGGGGCGUUGUCGGAAACGAGGCCACCGUGCUCGGCUUCGUCGGCUGUCCCUACACGCUGGCCACCUACAUGGUCGAGGGCAAGACCUCCAAGGAGUACCUGGAGAUCAAGAAGAUGGCGUUCCUGGAGCCCAAGCUUCUGCACGCCAUGCUGAAGAGCCUGGCUGACUCCAUCGGCGACUACGCCAACUACCAGGUGGACAGCGGCGCUCAGGUUAUCCAGGUGUUUGACUCUUGGGCGGGACACCUUAGCCCCAAGGACUACGACACGUUCGCCGCACCCUACCAGCGAAUGGUGAUCGAGAAGAUCAAGGCGGUUCACCCCGAGGUCCCGGUGAUCAUCUACAUCAACAAGUCCGGGGCUUUGUUGGAGCGCAUGGCCACGUCUGGCGUGGACAUCGUAUCGCUGGACUGGACAGUUACGGUCCCGGAGGCUCGCAAGAGGAUAGGCGACGACAUCGGCAUCCAGGGCAACCUCGACCCGGCCAUCUUGCACGGCGACCACGCCACCAUCAAGGAGCGCACGGAGGAGAUUCUUCGCGACGGAGGGGGGCGCAACCACGUCAUGAACCUUGGACACGGUAUUGAUGCAGGAACGCCGGAAGAUAAUGCGGCGUUCUUCAUAGACACCGUCAAGAACUUCCGCUUCUGAGCCAACCCCUGGUCGGGUGGAAGCGUACAGAUUAUUUGUCAUGGAUGAAUAGGCAAUUUUGGUUCGGCAGAAAUUUAGCAUUGCUGGAGUGCUUUAUACAGAUUGAGACUUUCGAAUGUGUUGCGUACGUGUGUCAGACCUGCCCACUUUUGCUCUGGUACGACGUGGGACAAUCCUGAUAGUUUAUAAGGUCGUUUAUGAUUGGUUAUUCGGAAAGUGUUGAUUCCACGUGUAGACAGAAAUGCGGCGCGACUGUGAUGAUGACAUAGAUUUUUUUCGUCGAGGUCGUAGAUGAAAAGCUGUGUAUUUAGAGUGUUAUCCGAUGGUCUGACACUGUUGAGGCUAGGAAACGAACGAAGGCUCCUGAGAU